This is a messenger RNA of Vidua macroura (Pin-tailed whydah), 990 nucleotides long. RefSeq names its product cell surface glycoprotein CD200 receptor 1-B-like. The record is from RefSeq and is a predicted model, not a curated record. Gene Ontology annotation, cellular component: external side of plasma membrane. Gene Ontology annotation, molecular function: signaling receptor activity. Gene Ontology annotation, biological process: regulation of neuroinflammatory response. Lineage: Eukaryota; Metazoa; Chordata; Aves; Passeriformes; Viduidae.
AUGGGACUGACACAAAUCCCCACCAACACCAACCUAGGAGGAUGUGAAGAUGAUCAUAAAAAGUCUCAUGCUAGGAACAAGAACCGGCUCUUUGUAACUGCACUGUGGGACUCUCAGGAGCAGAGGAAGAACAGUGGCUCUGGUUUCAGGAUCACUGGCAGGAAUGCUGGGAGCUCACAGCAAGCUGGACAGUACAAGAAAUGCUUCUCACCCACAAAAGCAAGAACUGCUUUGAAAGUUGUCAGGAAGAGCAUUUGCACCAUUGUCCUUCUCACCAUUGCUACAGUCACAGGAGCUGCAGGGUUAGUGAUGACUGUAGGUAUCAGCUCAGUUCUCACCUGCCCGCUUAAAGGAAAUAUGACUCUGCUAAAAUGGACAAUAACCCCCAAGGCUGGAGGCCCUUUCACCUUGGUAUACAGGGUUGAUACAAAUGUGACACACAGAACAAACUGCAGUGACAACAUAAACUGGACAUUCAGAGCAGGUCUGCCUCCUGCCCUUGAGAUACGACAAGUGGGAAUAGCCCAAGAGGGAAAUUACAGCUGUGAAAUGGCAACAACAGAAGGGAAUUUCCACAAGAUGUACCACCUGACCGUGCUCGGUCCCAUCCAACUUAAACCAUUCUGUGAUUCGAUGGGAUGGGACCUGUGCGAGGCAGCGGUGGGGAAGCCGCCGGCUCAGCUCUCGUCUCCAGGGAGCAGCUCCACUGCAGAGGAGAAGUGCCACGACAACAGGACAGUGACUGUUCUCAGCAAGUUCACAGCGUGUAGCACCAAUGUCACCAAUGUGACCACCUGCAUGGUGUCCCACCCAGCUGGGAACUGGAGCCAGUCCAUAGCCUGCUGUCCCUCAGAGAAAAGUGGAUGCUUUCUUCCCUGUGUCAUCAGCCUUACUGGCCUCAUGAGUCUCCUCUUCCUGCUGGCUGCUUUUGAGCUCUACAUCUUUUUUAAUAGUUAUGUCAACACCAUGACCAGUGGCAACUACUUAUAG